This is a messenger RNA of Harmonia axyridis, 3534 nucleotides long. RefSeq lists its product as uncharacterized. Gene Ontology annotation, biological process: DNA integration. The record is from RefSeq and is a predicted model, not a curated record. Gene Ontology annotation, molecular function: nucleic acid binding. Bases 1 to 3534 code for a protein of 1177 amino acids. NCBI's taxonomy places the organism in Eukaryota, Metazoa, Arthropoda, Insecta, Coleoptera, Coccinellidae. The transcript has a single exon.
AUGCCUAACAACUUUCUACCCUACCAUGAGUGGUAUUCUCUUUCUAAUAUCAAACUGGCUGACCCAACCUUUCAUUCUCCUGGUCCAGUUGAUAUGCUAGUAGGAGCAGCUAUCUUUCCUCUCAUUCUGAGAACAGGUCGUUUGCCAGGUAAUCUGAAACAACCUUCUGCGUUACAAACUGUAUUCGGUUGGAUAUUGAUGGGAAACACCUCUAGUCCAUCAGCUAGCAUCAGCUCUUUUCACUUAACAGCUAAUUCUGUAAUUGACUCAACGCUUAGACAAUUUUGGGAAAUUGAAGAAAUUCCCAAAUCUGAAAUUUCUUCACCAGAUGAUGCCCUGUGUGAGAAGAUAUUUGACGAUAAUUACUCUCGUGAUUCAACAGGUCGUUACACGGUUAUGUUACCCUUCAAAGAAGGGAUAAACAAAUCCUUUGGAGAUACAUAUACCAUGGCCUUGCGACGUCUGUUUUCACUGGAACGAAGAUUCAAAACCUCUCCUGAUUUCUAUAACGAGUACAAGAUGUUCAUGAAAGAUUACCUCGAUUGUGAUCACAUGACUUUACUCCCAAAUGCCAGUCCAUCUGUUGACGAAUAUUAUAUACCACAUCAUGCCGUUAUCAACCGAAAUAGUCCUUCUACAAAACUUAGAGUAGUGUUUGACUCCUCAGCGAAGGUUUCAGGCAAUGUGUCCCUGAAUGAGAUUCUUUUGACCGGUCCAAAGCUCCAGAAAGAUGUGAUGGCUCUUCUGCUCAAUUUUCGGUUUUAUAAGGUUGUUUUCACUGCUGACAUCAAACAAAUGUACAGGCAGAUUCUCGUUCACCCAUCACAUAGACGAUUUCAGCGAAUUCUUUUCAGAUUCUCUCUCUCAGAUCCCGUUCGAGUAUACGAGUUGAACACUGUUACGUAUGGUGUUGCUUCAUCUCCCUAUAUAGCUCUUCGGACGUUGAAACAAUUAUCUUCUGAUGAGGCGAUGGCUUUUCCUUCAGCGGUGAGCGUUUUACGGUCCGAAACAUAUGUAGAUGACAUCUUAUCAGGUGGAGAUAGCUUGGAGGAGGCUCGAGGUUUGCAGAACGAGUUGAUUUCUUUAUUGAGGCGUGGUGGAUUUGAACUCAGAAAAUGGUCCAGUAACAGAACUGAGCUAAUAGAUCAUUUUCCUCCAGAUCAUCGACAUCAAGAAUCGUUGAAUUUCGAUGAUUCUGUAUUGAAAAUUCUGGGACUCAGGUGGUUUCCAGCCGGAGAUCAUUUCUCCUAUGUUAUAGAUUCUACCGAAAGACCAGUUACAAAACGAACAAUUCUUUCAGACUUGGCACGAAUCUUUGACCCAAUUGGUUUUCUGACACCAUUCACUUUCCUGGCCAAACAUCUCAUCCAACACCUUUGGACUCUAGGUCUCCAGUGGGACGAUGUUCCUCCAUCGGAACUAACGGAUCGUUGGAAUCAAUGUAAAUCCGAGUUGCAGGUUCUUUCCACUCUGCGAAUACCACGCAGAAUCUUCACUCAAUCAUUUACUAAAUGUGAAGCCCACGGAUUUGGGGACAGCAGCGAGAAGGGGUAUGCCGCUGUUGUUUACUUCCGAUUUAUCAAUCCAGAUGGUUCAAUAAAUAUUUCUUUGAUUGGCGCAAAGUCUCGAGUUUCACCAAUCAAACGCAUUUCUUUACCUAAGUUGGAGUUAUGUGCCGCUCUUCUCCUUUCAAAAUUACUUUCCUUCAUAAUAAAAUCAUAUGGACCCUCAUUGAAAGUGGAUGAAAUAUUCGCAUGGUCAGACUCCACCGUGGUUCUUCAUUGGAUCAAGUCAUCGCCCUAUCGCUGGAAGAGUUUCGUGAGCAAUCGUACCUCCCAAAUUCAGGAAUUAGUUCCUCCUGAUCGAUGGUAUUAUGUGAAGUCUCAAGAUAAUCCGGCAGAUUGUGCCUCUAGAGGCAUGUCUCCGUCUGGUUUACUCGACCAUUCCUUAUGGUGGGCGGGACCUCCUUGGCUUCAGUCCAAGGAUCCAAUAGGAAAACCUGGUGAUCCAAAAAUUGAAGAAAUGCUAACUGGAGAAGAACGGCAGGUUGUUUUAUCAACCUUCGCCUCAUCCGACGUAUUUGACGAUCUUAUAAUGAGAUAUUCCUCUUUCUUUAAACUUCAACAGGUUGUAAUUUAUCUAUUUCGUUUUUCCUUCAAUCUCAGAAGUCCUCACUCCAAACGAAUCGGUAGUAUCUUAUCCGUGGAAAGAAAACAAGCUCUCAAUUUUCUCAUCAAAUGUGUUCAGCAAAGAGUUUUUGGUGAGGAAAUUCAAAAUCUUCGAUUAAACCGUCCUAUUACCGUGAAAUAUCUUCAAAAACUCAAUCUCUUCAUUGGAGAUGAUGACAUUUUGAGAGUGGGUGGUCGAUUAACGUUUUCUGGCCUUCAGUAUGACCAUAAAUUUCCAGCAUUAUUGCCUAAUAAACAUUUGUUCACGGAUAUAUUCAUUCAACAUUUUCAUCGGUUGUACCUUCAUCCCGGUUCACAAACGUUACAGUUUCUUCUAUCCCAGCAAGUUUGGAUUUUGUCUGCAAGAAAGGCUAUUCGUAGAGUUACUUCCAAAUGUCUCGUUUGCUUCCGCUCCAAUCCCAAACCUCUACAGCCCUUGAUGGGCAAUCUUCCAUCGUACCGCGUCAAUCAAUUAAAGCCCUUUCAAUGUGUAGGAGUCGAUUUUGGCGGUCCUUUUCUUGUUACGAUGUCAAAAGGUCGGGGCAUCAAAUCAACUAAAGCGUAUAUUUGCCUCUUUGUGUGCUUUUCGACAAAAGCUCUGCAUUUAGAACUAGUGUCAGAUUUGACUAGUGAGGCAUUUCUGGCUGCUUUAAAACGGUUCAUUGCGCGCAGAGGUAGGUGCACUAGAAUUUUUAGUGACGGUGGCAGUAAUUUCAAGGGUGCUCAGAGAGAACUCAUUUCAUACAUGAAGUGCGCUGUGGAAGCAGAGAAAAUAGACUGGGAUUUCAAUCCUCCUUCAGCUCCUCAUUUUGGAGGGUUGUGGGAAAUCGGUAUUAAAUCUGUUAAAUCACAUCUAUACAAACUGAUUGGUGAUCAAAUUCUUUCUUAUGAGGAGAUGUAUACCGUGCUGGUUCAAAUCGAGGCGGUCUUGAACUCCCGGCCACUUUGUCCUCUCAGUACAGAUCCAAAUGACUUAUCGGUACUCACUCCGGGACAUUUUCUCACACUGGCUCCUAUUUCCGAUAUUCCUGAGCCUGACUUAUCCAAUGUGUCCCUCAAUAGAUUAUCUAGGUGGCAGUUGAUCACUCGGUUGCAUCAAGAUUUCUGGAAAAGGUGGCAUGUCGAAUAUUUGAAUACGUUGCAACAACGGACCAAAUGGUUCACACCACGAGAUUCCCAAUUAUCUGUGGGACAACUUGUGUUGAUCAGGGAUGAGCAACUGCCUCCUCGACGUUGGCGCAUGGCUCGCGUGAUUGAUGUCCAUUUGGGCAAGGACGGUAUAGCACGAGUGGCUACCGUUCGCACUGUUAGCGGUAUUCUGCAAAGACCGGUAGUAAAAUUGUGCCCUCUUCCGGGGCAAGCAUGA